Messenger RNA from [Torrubiella] hemipterigena, 1851 nucleotides. NCBI's taxonomy places the organism in Eukaryota, Fungi, Ascomycota, Sordariomycetes, Hypocreales, Clavicipitaceae. The record is from the annotation of a GenBank genome assembly.
UGGUAGCACGGACGUGAAGCUCCUUCUACGUUGUCGCUUUUUCAUAUCCAUUUACGCUUAGACACCGCCAUUUCCUCGCUCUCGUCAUUAAGGAUUCUACUCCUACAACGCAUCGGGACAGCUCAAGACUGGCGACUAAUCAAUUACCUCCCAUGGACUCGUAUGAACAAAGCGACGCUGCAAUAGACGCGUGGAGCUUAUCUGGAGGACACUUUGAUAACUCUGUAUCUGGUGAGUUGGUACCAGAAGAAUACUGUAAUAGCCGAAGAGCGACUUGUCUCGCUCAAGAUGACCUUGACAAUGGGGCUGCAGUGUUUGAUGAGUCACCAGACGCGAGAGCAAUGGAAGACACUCCUUAUGAGUUUCACUCACACGAUUACUUUUCUCGACGACAACAAGAUAUGGACGAUUUGGAGCCUGGAAUUCCUGAAUGGCUACCAUCACAACACAGACUAGGCCGAUCUUCAUUUGCUGCACCGUUCUUUGCUUCAAGCAUUGAGAAAAAGGCACAGAAUCCAGCAGCUUGUGGUGCUGUUGCCUAUGACAUUCGAAUUAAAUACGUUAUGCCGCGCUUUUUAUGUCGAUUGAUUGGGUUCAUGCUGUACUGCUGUCUACUGGCGAAUUUUUAUCAACAUCUGGGCCUGCCAUGUAAUGAUAGAAGAGUGGCACGCGGACAAAAAGAACACGCCAUUGACACAAAAUCUAUUCUGUUAAUGUGGUCCGAAACUAUGGUAACCAUGGCCGUUUGUUUUCUCAUAGGACAGGGCUUUUAUGGAUUAAGACACUUACGCGAGCGGAUGGAACGUGUUCGGCAGACAGCCAUAACGGUGGCAUAUGCGUUUCUGAAAACUACAAUUCGCAGACGACGCUGCCUUGAUGAUGAACUCGAACUAAAGAUUUUUGAAUGUCUGGCAUUGCUCACCGCAUACCCUGUCGCACUAUAUCAUCAGAUACAAGGUAAUACAUGUGAGCCUGCGGUAACGAACUAUUGCAGAGAGAUUUCACGUGCUCUGAAAUCUCUCCGCGAUGGAAAAUGGGAGAUCGGCUGCUCCCCUCCAGGUAUGCUCGCUCACGAGCGUUCCGUGACCGUUGAAUACUUUUUCGAAAGGUUUUCAUUGAAUCUUGAUGCCGAAUAUCGUCGCCAAGCAGUCCAAACAAAGACCCCAUCCAUGGCACCACAAUACAUCAUCUAUAAGCUUCGCAAUCACUUUGAAGAUUUUGUUGACGCAGGAUCUAUUGCUCGUCACAGCGGGCCAAUUAUCCGUGAAAACAUUGACUUGUUUGCCAUGGCUGGGAGAGACUGUGGCAUAUAUUCACUGAGAGAUGUGGUGCCUAUAACACUCCUUUCUGUUGUAGACUUCUGCGGCCGAGUUGUGGCGUUUGGGGUACCAGUUCAAAACUGCGAGUGGAUAAUAAGUGAAACAGAUGCCCAAGUACACAAUAGUGUGGCACCUAGGGCCGAGAUUUUUGUUGCUUGGGUUGUUCUAUCGAUCAUUAGUGCCGCCGUUUUGUCGAUCCUUGAUGAGAUGUGGCGCUUGUGGGAUCCCCUGGGCAAAUCUACAAACGUAUAUGCUUGGUCUCUGGGGAUUGCAUCUGAAAUCGACCAUAUGCUUAAUGAGUUCUACGAACAAGACACUUCCACACUAGAUCGCCGGCAUGCCUACAUGGGUUCUUCGAUUCCGUUGAGCCCGCCGCUGGUGGUGAGCUGCGGUGAGUGCUGCGAAAGACGGACGAUUUGAAGGAUCUGAGGGUGUGUGCAAUUAUUGCUAUAAUAGUGAGCUUACUGUUUGAUUUGUUUUCUGCCUUUGACCUUAUACUAUAUUUAUUGCUAGGUAAUACAAUUCAUUGGUC